AUGCCAGACACAGCACCACGGCGCGUCAUCGCCGAGAAAUCACGCACCGUGCGACGCCGCUACCAACGCAGCAACAAGGUAUUCCAAUUCACGCCGGAGCAGCUACAGCGUAUAGAACGGGAGCAGGAGCGUGAGCGACGCGCGAAGCAGCUGCGCGAGCGGGAGAAGAAGCGGAUUGCAAAUAAGAAGAAAAAGAGCGAGCAGGAAGCCCGCGCAAGAGAGGAGCGCAAGAAGCAAGGGUUGUCGGAUCCAGGUGUCGCGAAUGUGACUUCUAGUCAGCCUUCGUUGGCGAGGUUUUUGGGGAUGAAGCCGCCGCCGCCGCCGCCGCCGCUGCCGCAGGCAAGGCGAGAUGGCGAGGGGAGUGAGAUGGCUAGUGCUACAGAUACUACGGAGAAGAAAGAGGAGGAGGAUAAGAGUGAAAGUGGUGGGGAUACGGAGGUUGAUUCGGAUGCAUUUGGCGAUUGGGAUGAGGAGAUUGGGCCUGCGCUGUGUGCCAUCCAAGAUGCGGGCGUCUUGGAGAAUGCAGAUGCGGAUUUGGAGAAAGAGAAAGAGAAAGAGAAUCAUGCCCCGGCCAAGGACGAUGACGAGUUCUCCGAGUGCUCAGCCUUCUACGAUGAGGAGAUCAUUAAAGAAGCCGAUGCCGCAGCCACUGCCACUGGACCGACUACAGACGACCGACCUGCUACCCAUUCUACAAUCAAUCCAUCUACUGCACCACAACCCCCACCGGCAGCAGCAGCGGUAAUCGCAUCCUUCGGAGACUCGUUUCGAGACGAAACGGCCGAUUUCCUAGAAGAAGUCUUCUCACGCGGCGGCGCAGACCCAUUUCACGAAUUGAUCCAGUUGGAUACGAGAACAUGA
Penicillium riverlandense is the source of this 861-nucleotide messenger RNA. RefSeq lists its product as uncharacterized. NCBI's taxonomy places the organism in Eukaryota, Fungi, Ascomycota, Eurotiomycetes, Eurotiales, Aspergillaceae. The coding region runs from base 1 to 861 and encodes 286 amino acids. The record is from RefSeq and is a predicted model, not a curated record. The transcript has a single exon.